Acanthamoeba castellanii str. Neff is the source of this 723-nucleotide messenger RNA. RefSeq names its product tatDrelated DNase, putative. The transcript is spliced from 6 exons. The record is from RefSeq and is a predicted model, not a curated record. The coding region runs from base 1 to 723 and encodes 240 amino acids. Gene Ontology annotation, molecular function: hydrolase activity, acting on ester bonds. Lineage: Eukaryota; Discosea; Longamoebia; Acanthamoebidae.
AUGUCCUCGCUCAACGGGGUGUGCUUGUUCAAGACGGCACGCUUCAUCUUUUGGGGAGUGGUGGAGCGGCUGCACCGAGCAAAGCCGGACAAGGUGCUCGCGGCCUUCGGCGUCCACCCGUACUUCGCGCACAGGCUCGCGGAGGGCUGGCUGGAGGAGCUCCGGGAGAAGCUGGUGGCGAACCCGCGCGCCAUCGUGGGCGAGAUCGGGCUGGACAAGGCCGCGAUCACGCCCGACACCGCACGCAACGAAUACGACGCACAGACCACCGCGUUCACGGCACAAUUUGACUUGGCCGUUGAGCUGCAGCGGCCCAUCAGCUUCCACUGCGUGCGAGCGUUCGGCCAUGUCAUGACCCUCUUCCGCCAACAUGCCCUCCGAUACGACCAACUGAUGCGAAGCGGAGAGGAGGACAAGGCGCGGGGGACGCUGCCGCCUGCGAUCAUCAUGCACUCGUUCGCGGGCACUGUGGGCGGGAUGGAGAGCCUGCUGAGCAACAAGGGCCGGAAGGGCAACAUCCAGGAGCGACUCUACUUCUCCUUCUCCAAGAUCGUCAACAUGCGCGCUCCCAAGACCAUCGACGUAAUAAAGGCCGUGCCGGAGGAUCGGCUGCUGAUUGAGAGCGACCAGCACUCGCCGGCACACGGCGAGGAGGAUCUUAGCCGAGUUUGUGAAAUCGUCGCAGAGAGCUCGAUCCACGUCCGGGCUCCAACGCUCCAGUAG